Messenger RNA from Aspergillus bombycis, 471 nucleotides. RefSeq names its product ankyrin repeat domain-containing protein. Gene Ontology annotation, molecular function: protein binding. The record is from RefSeq and is a predicted model, not a curated record. The transcript has a single exon. Bases 1 to 471 code for a protein of 156 amino acids. NCBI's taxonomy places the organism in Eukaryota, Fungi, Ascomycota, Eurotiomycetes, Eurotiales, Aspergillaceae.
AUGGACAGCCAUCAGCUCUUUCUCCACGCUGCCGCUACCGGUGACGUAGCAUCCAUGGACCAGGAAUAUGUGAAGAACAAGACAGUCAUCACCGCCAAAGACUCCACUAACCGGACGGCUCUCCACUUGGCUGCCCUCAACGGCCACUUGAACGCUGUCAAACAGCUGCUGGACUACGGCAUUGCUUGGUGCUCGAAGGACAAUCAGGGCCAGACCGCAUUGCACCUUGCCGCGCAGCUAUCAUCCGCAACCAUUGCCGAAACACUCCUUGAGAGAGGCGCGAAUUGCUGCACUCAAGACCACGACGGGAAAACGCCCGUAUUUUACGCCUACCGAAACUAUUCCCCCGAUGUCGUGAGUUGCUUUCUGAAAUAUGUCGAAUCGUCAUGUGGCACGGACAAGAAUUGCAGCCUUACGCCACAGAUCAUUCUCGGGGGUGGCUGCCGCAAAUGGACUCCCCUCCACGCUUAG